GCUGGAAUGGCGUCAGCAUGAGAAUGGUUUUCGUUCGCGUUCGAGAAGUACAGCUCUAUAAGCUACUCACCCGCUAUAUAUACGCGGCUCGACGAGGCAGAGACACAACUACAAGCCCCAUUACUCUGUCCCUCCCCGUAGUAUCCACCAGCUAUGUCGCAGAAAGCACUCUGGCUGAAGGCCGAAAAAGGCUCCUUCGAAGUCGGCACAGCACCGAUACCGAAGCCCGGCGAGGGCGAGGUGCUCAUCAAGGUUCACUCGACGGCGUUGAACCCUGUCGACUGGAAGAUUGCAGCAUACGGAUUUCUGAUUGAAAACUACCCCACUAUCCUCGGCGGUGAUGCCGCAGGCGUCGUCGAGGAAGUCGGUCCCGGCGUCACAAACCUCAAGAAGGACGACCGAGUGCUGACGAAUGGCGUGUUCGGCAACAACGAGCACGCAACUUUCCAGCAAUACACGCUCGGGUACGCCGAAGUGACAGGAAAGAUUCCAGACAACUUGACUUUCGACCAAGCCGCGACGAUCCCUCUUGGUUUGGCCACUGCCGCGAUUGGAUUAUUCCACCAAGAUGCGCCCGCAGGGAGCGUGGGCCUCUUCCCGCCUUGGGAAGACGGCGGUCGCGGGAAGUACGCUGGGGACCCCAUCCUCAUCAUCGGCGGAGCAAGUUCUGUCGGUCAAUACGUCAUCCAACUGGCCAAACUCGCCGGCUUCGGCCCCAUCAUAACCACCGCCUCCCUGCGCAACACCGAAGUUCUGAAGGGCCAGGGCGCGACGCACGUCCUGGAUCGCACCCUCUCGAAGGACGCGCUCGUCGCGGAAGUGAAGAAAAUCACGUCCGCACCUGUGAAGGUCGCCUACGACGCCAUCUCCGAGGCCGACACGCAGAACGCCGCCUACACGAUCCUCGCGCCCGGGGGAGCACUCGUCAUCGUCCUGAACGAAUCCGUGGAGAACAAGACAGACGACAAGCGGGUUGUGCACGUCUUCGGAAACACGAACAUGCCGUCGAACCGCAAGCUGGGGGUGAGUCUGUACUCGAAGCUGACUGCUUUGUUGGCAGAUGGUGCCGUCAAGCCGAACCCUGUCGAGGUGCUUCCAAACGGGUUGCAGGGCAUCAUCGCGGGUCUCGAGAAGCUCAAGCAAGGGGUCAGCAACGUGAAGCUGGUCGGACAACCACAGGAGACAGCGUGAUCGCUCGGAUGGCAGGAAAUAAGCAGCGAUUGUAGUUCGCGAGCGUGUAUUGUUAUCGACAUAAGGGAUUGCUUCGCUUCGCUCCGCCUGGCCGGUAUGGCUUGCUUGAAGCUUGCUCAGAGGUUGCUUGAACGAGUAUGAGAAAACC
Rhodofomes roseus is the source of this 1339-nucleotide messenger RNA. RefSeq names its product chaperonin 10-like protein. The record is from RefSeq and is a predicted model, not a curated record. Gene Ontology annotation, molecular function: oxidoreductase activity, acting on NAD(P)H. The transcript has 5 exons. NCBI's taxonomy places the organism in Eukaryota, Fungi, Basidiomycota, Agaricomycetes, Polyporales, Fomitopsidaceae. Bases 154 to 1191 code for a protein of 345 amino acids.